AUGACAACAUACGAAAGAAUUGAACAACAAAUACAAAAAGUAGAAGGAAAGUACGAAGCGACGAACGAAGUAAAGAAGAAUUUGAGGAAGUUGAAUAGUCAGAUAAGACGUGAAAAAGAUGAGGAGGAAAGGAAAAUUUUGGAAGGGGAUAUAGGAGAUAUGGAAGAGAAGAGAGACGAAUUGGAGAAAGAAAAGGAAGAGAAGACAUGA
Molecule: messenger RNA, 210 nt
Organism: Funneliformis caledonium
Lineage: Eukaryota; Fungi; Glomeromycota; Glomeromycetes; Glomerales; Glomeraceae
Source: the annotation of a GenBank genome assembly